AUGACGGGUAACUAUAAUCAUUCGUGCCGCCAGCUUGGCGUUGUUGCUGUUGUUGUUGACGGUAAUAGACGAGCUGCUGGAGAAGAACCUGAAGCUCCUCCUCGGCCACUUGAAUUUGAUAGCCGAGCACCCGUAAACUGGGUACUUCUCUCGCAUGGCGGCGUGGAAUUUAAUAGACUUUACGGCCAUGACUUGUUCGUGUGGGCCCAGAUUCUUGAGCAAAUUCUGCACGUGCUUGACUCCGAAAAGUCGGUGAACGUUCUGGAAAACUCUCGACUGGUCGGCAGGAAAGAAUGGUGCGAGAAUGCAGUCGGGGUUGCACCGCCGCCUCUGGUGCUUGCAGGCGGCGCAAGCCUGGCCGGAGCCGCUCUUGAGAGUCAUCUCGAGGCCCGGCAUAAUUUUAUUUUUUUUUUUUAA
Messenger RNA from Striga asiatica, 417 nucleotides. Lineage: Eukaryota; Viridiplantae; Streptophyta; Magnoliopsida; Lamiales; Orobanchaceae. The record is from the annotation of a GenBank genome assembly.